AUGGCUGCGGCGGUAACCCUCCUCCGCCUUCCUCUCGCCCGUCUCUCCUACCACCUCCGCUCCGUACCUUCCUCUCGUCUCCCGCCCCCUCGCCUCCGUAUCCUCACCUCCCAUCGCCUUUUCUCCUCCCUGGACCACGGCUCCGCCUCUGCCUCAGCUUCCGCGGCCGUCGCCGAUGUUGUAGGCGUGCCGGACGCGGAGGAGGAGUCGGUAGAGGAGGAAUCUGCGGCCGAGGCUGAGGCUGAGGCUGAGGCGCCCAGCGUGAAGGAGCGGAAUGAACUGGCCUCGUACGCGCACGGCCUCGGCAAGAAGCUCAAAUCGCAGCAGGUCGGCAAGAGCGGCGUCACACCCAACCUUGUCUCCGCCUUCAGUGACAACCUCGAGUCCAACGAGCUCCUAAAGAAGGCGCAAAUUUAG
Messenger RNA from Miscanthus lutarioriparius, 417 nucleotides. The record is from the annotation of a GenBank genome assembly. Lineage: Eukaryota; Viridiplantae; Streptophyta; Magnoliopsida; Poales; Poaceae.